Geodia barretti is the source of this 749-nucleotide messenger RNA. The record is from the annotation of a GenBank genome assembly. Lineage: Eukaryota; Metazoa; Porifera; Demospongiae; Tetractinellida; Geodiidae.
AUGUGUUGUGUUAUACAGAGAACUAUGGCAUUCCUCAUGUCAUGUGAGGUUUUUUUGAAAAUGUGACAUGUGUUUUUACACUACGCAUACGUCACAUUUCUGCAAAAUAACAAUGUGCAGAGCAAAACUUCCUUUUGAGUCAAAAGCUCUGUGGGAGUGGACGGAGGUCGAAGGUCACAAUUUCUCUGUCUCGGUUGGUCAUCAGAUGUGUCAGUCCAGACUGGACUAUUGCAUCAACUCGUAAUUGGAACUGAAAAUGCUAAAUAUUUUAGUGCUGCUUGUGACCUCAGCCAAAGUGUGCAUUGUCUAGCUAUGGCAAACAGUUUAUAGGUGUCCUCAGUUCUCCAUGCAAGAAUUCUUCACUUUUACACAACUCACACAGCAUUGACUUCUCUGAGUGCAUGGGUUAUCGUCAACCUCAUACCCAUGCACAUGAGAGCCACCACAAUAAGAAAAUGCAGUGUCGUCAUAGAAGAGAAAGAGUGGAGCAGUGGAAUAAGGGAUGGUUCAAAACACAAACAAGGAGAUGUGCACUUUUCCACUUGUACAAUGAACAGGAAGCCUCGCGGCAGCAUCGUCACCGUGUUGGCUGCGCAUGUGGCAUGGAAAGAGUACAACCAACGGUUUGGCCCGGGGCUCCAAAACGACCUCAAACAGAAGAUCCUCAAGUCAACCUACCCAUCAGUCCACGCAAAAAAAAGACUCUCUUUUCCCUUAUUUCCUUACUGGAACAGACUAGGACCAGUAGA